CUCCGGCAGUUUCAGUUUCACACUCUGUCCUGCCUCUGAUUCAGACUCGGAUUCGAACUCGGAGCGUUCUCAGUUCCGAGCAAACUUCGGCGGGGAGCAGGAGCAGAGCGGAGCCGUGGAGCCCGACCAGCAAAUAAAAAUAGACAAAAUACUGAAACAAUAACUCGAGGCGGCGAGCUAGUGUAGAAUUUUUUACAUAUACAGUCACGGGGUAGCGGAAUCGGAAGUGGCGGAAUAAUUAAGCACAAAAACGCAGUUUCAAUUAUCGUUAGUGUAAUCUUGAGUGGGAAUCUAGAUGUGAACUGUGAGUGUGGUGUGCGGCAACUUUAGCUAGCCAAUUUGAUUCUCUGAGUGUGGUGUACUUUUUCAAUUGCAAUUAGUUAGAGUCGCUUAAUCAAAUAUAUACAUAUGUAGUUAAUUGGACGGUAUAUACAUGUGUUGGUGUGCGAGUAUUUUUGCUAAACUUAUUAAAUUGAUAUUGAAUGUAUACUUUUUGAGUGCUCGUGCAAUUAUUCUAACUUUGGUCGCUUUCCGACGACAAAGGACCAGAAAUCAGAGUCCUUUUCCCAGAAAAAGUGCGAGUGUGUGUGGCCACUGCCUUUGUCCUGCGAGUAGGGGGUGUGUCCGAGGGGCAGUCGGGGAUCUUUUUACAUAAGCAGGCCGAGCUGCAAAUGGGACGGCCACCUGCGGCUACACGGCGGCCACUCAACGCUGGGAUCCCUCGCUUUGUCCGCAGCUGAGUGCUGCGUGUCCUUGCAACGUGACAGCCCGACUGCGUGUGGGGAUAUGCAAAGGAGCCCCACAGCCCCACAAUGGCCCACUUAAAGCUGGACACCCUCCACGUGCAGCGCAGCCCCCGCAGCUCCCGCAGGAGCAGCCCGAGCAGCGGAAGGAGCAGCGCCUGCAGUUCCGGGAGCAUCUCCCCGGUGCCCAUCAUCCCGAUCAUCGCCAUCAGCCACGAUGGCGACGAGUCCGAGUCCGAGUCGGAAAUCGAAACGGAGCCGGCGCGCCUCUUCCAGCGCCGCAUGUCCACCAAGUGCACCAACAACCUGGCUGCCAUUAUCAAGGAGGGCUUCCUGCUAAAGCACACUUGGUCCUUUCAGCGCUGGCGACGUCGCUACUUCCGACUCAAGCGAAACAUGCUGUUCUACGCCAAGGACGAAAAGUGCGAUGUAUUCGACGAUAUCGACCUAUCGGACUUGUGUUACUUCGAGUGCAGCAUCAAGAACGUAAAUCACAGUUUUCAGAUAAUCACACCCACUCGAUCACUGGUGCUCUGCGCCGAGUCCCGCCGUGAAAUGGAGGACUGGCUGGGCAGCCUGAAGACGGCGACUGCGCCGCAGAGGCCGCGCGGCGACAGCUUCCUGAUCGAGCAGCACGACAUCCUGUCGAACCACCACCACUGGUACGCCACCUCCCACGCCCGCCCCACCUACUGCAAUGUCUGCCGGGACGCCCUGUCCGGGGUCACCUCGCACGGACUCAGCUGCGAGGUGUGCAAGUGCAAGGUGCACAAGCGUUGCGCGGCCAAGUCGAUCGCCAACUGCAAGUGGACCACGCUGGCCAGUGUGGGCAAGGACAUCAUCGAACAGGCGGACGGCAUCAUCAUGCCGCACCAGUGGAUGGAGGGGAACCUCCCGGUGUCUUCCAUGUGCGCCGUCUGCAAGAAGACCUGCGGAUCGGUGCUGAGACUCCAGGAUUGGAGGUGCCUCUGGUGUCGGGCUACAGUCCACGUGGCCUGUCGUCCCCAGAUGGCGGUGGCCUGUCCCAUCGGGCCCGCCAAGUUAUCUGUCGUGCCACCUACCAGUGUCCACUCCAUCAGCACCGACGAUGCCUGGGAUGUGGCCAGUCCCAGAGGCAACUUCUCGCCCCUUCUGGUCUUCGUGAAUUCCAAGUCAGGGGACAAUCAAGGAGUGAAGUUCCUGCGGAGAUUCAAGCAACUGCUUAAUCCGGCCCAGGUCUUCGAUCUCAUCUCGACGGGUCCGAGUCUGGGACUGAGACUCUUCCGGCACUUUGAGAUGUUCCGCAUCCUGGUCUGCUCGGGAGACGGAUCUGUGGGCUGGGUGCUCAGCGAGAUCGAUCGCUUCAAUAUGCAUAAACAAUGCCAGGUGGCGGUGAUGCCUUUGGGCACUGGCAACGAUCUGGCCAGGGUUUUGGGCUGGGGCUCCAGCUGCGACGACGACACCCACCUGCCGCAGAUCCUGGAGCGCUACGAGUCGGCUAGCACCAAGAUGCUGGAUCGCUGGAGCAUCAUGGUCUUCGAGAAGGCCAUUCCCGUGCCCAAAACGCCCAAGAUGUCGAUCAGCACCGAGCAGGAAGCCAUGCUCACUGGCAUGGUGACAUCGGCCAACCACCAUCUGCGCUUCAUCGUGGAAACCAACGAUACCCAAACUUUAAUUAGCUCCACCCGGAAUCUCUGCGAUACCAUUGACGAUCUAGUCGUUCGCAUCUCAGAACACCACAAGGAUGACGAACAGCUUGCCGUCAAGUGCGAUAUCCUCAAGCAGAAGCUUAACAUGUUACUGGAUGCUCUGCAGGAGGAGGAGAUGGGCGCCCACAGUGGCGACGAUUUGAUAGCCACCAUCAGAAGUCUCAUUGCAAGAAGUAUUCCGUUGACACCUGGAUCCAGCGCCUCUCUGCUCAACCCAAACAUAUCAAUCGAAAAGACGGAAAAAGACCAGAUCAACACAAAGGAGCGCCGUAAUAGUCGCUCACUUCGGUCCAGCGAGAAAGAGGCUCUCCAGUGUCGAGCCAACAGCGUCAAGCGAGCCAUUUACAAUGUGGUGGAGCACUCGGAGCCGGGGCGUCCCAAACGCUACCAGAGGAAGCUAUCGAUCACCCCGUUUGAGGCCCUGAAGUUACCCACCACCACUUCUGGAGAAUCGACGCCCUGCAGUUCCCCCUUGCCAAUAAUCCCACCCAUCAAUAUUAUCUCCCCCACUAUGGAAACAUCCCGACUUACCUGCAUUUCUCCGUUGCCCGAUACUCGACGAGAUUCAGUGGACGAGAGCUUCUUUAACAGCAUCAAUCUACCGGCUCCGCGGCAAUUUGCAGAUAGUCGUAGGAGCUCUGGAGUGGAGGUUAUCCAGGAGAUCGAAGAGGGUGCCAAUGGAAAGACCGUGUACCGAAGGAGUCGCAUGUCCCUGACCGGAGGAGCCAAUAUCGACGAUUCUGGUAAUCGUUUGUCACCUUGCAGCGAUGGAGGUGACAAUACGCCCACCGAGCGCAAAGUGGACUUUUUGAGGGUGCCAAUUCACACUGGCGAACCGAUCGUUGACCCUCUGUCCGACUAUCGUCCCCACGAGGUAUUCGAGCGCACCUACUACAUGACCCGGGAAAUGGACAAGGACAAGGACAAGGAGAAGGAGAAGGAGAAAGAGGUGGAGAAUGACAAAGAGAAGGAUAAGUGCGUGGAGAAGGAGGACAGCAUGCCCACCGAGAAACUGGUUCACACUUGUAACCUGCAGGUACCCGGCGUUGUCCUUACCCCCAACUCCCAAAAUGUUUACACAAGCGCCAGCAUAACAAUCAUUGAUACCGACGCACAGACGACCACUGAACAAUCUUCUUCCGACGAUCUGGGUGGCGAGGCCAGCGAUGUUCUUUCGGCCAUUAGCAAUGAGGAGUGCAGCGUGGCUUCCGAAAUAUUUGACAAACAAGACGCAGGACAAACAGUGGGUGAUAUUAUUCAGAACAUGGACGCUAGUAAUUUCACACACAUCGAUUCUCCGGAGACCAGCGAUGAGACAGAAGCCAUGCCCGGCGAGAGCAUUAUGGACGACAUAAGCUCGGUACUGGGUCACGACAUAACCUAUGCCCUACAGGACAACACUCUGACCGACGACACCACCACUCUCUGCUCGGAGCACGUGGGGCCACCGAAACCUCCGCGCAAGAAGUCUUUGAGCGCUCUGAGCCGACCUCAGUCCCAUCCGCGCAGGCGCAACUCCUCACCACCGAGAAUCGCGCGAUUGGCCCGAAUGGAUAGCGAUGACAAUCCCCAGCAGUUCGGAUUCGAGAACAUCGUCUUCGAGAUCGACAAUCGAUGCGACGACCAAAAGAUGCGGGAGCCACCGCGGUACUGCAGCCUGGCGCAGUUCGUGGAAGGUAACGAUAUAGCGCGUCAGAGCUUCAAGCAGCUAUUGCUAGAACAACAACGAAGCGGCGACAACGAUAACGACGACCCCGAGGGCCAACAAACGCCAACGAAUAACGUGGCCAAUUUACUGGCCACCACCAGCGAGGACGAGCUGUCCACGCAGACGGCCAUCAAAAUUGAAAUACAAGACGUUGAUGCCACUGUGCGCAACAUCAACAGCAGCAUGAAGGCCAGUACGAUCUUGGCCACGUCGACAUCGCCCACGAAGAAAUCGGGCCAUGGACAAGAUGUAAAGCGCAUUACUUUUGAUGAGUCGUGUAAGAAAGAAUCCUUUGAUGAUGUAAAUCCCAACUAUCCACAGAUAAGUGUUGUUGUGAGGCCGCCGACGCCGUUGCGCGGUGACUCUAUCAAGCCCACGGUCUCGCUCCUGCCGGGCUCCUCCGGCGGAGCCAUGGCCGUGUCCAUGACCUGCUCCGGAAUGCUGGGGGUGCGGGCCAUGAACGCCUCCGAGAUCAGGCGCCAUUCGAGCCACGCCCCCGGCCUGGCUGUCCGCGAGUUCGACAAGGACAAGGACCGCCGGCACUCCGGCUUCAAUCCCAACCAGCUGACUCUCGAUCCGGAGCACGCCCGCUUCCUCAGCAGCUCGCCGGCGGCCAGUCGCAGGAUCAGCUGCGGCAGCCUUUUUAAGAAGAAAAAGAUCGCCACGAAGCGCGGCUACGGAUUGUUCAGUGUUCGGUUCUUUGUGGUGGCCGAGCCAGAUAUUCGCCUGGCCACCCUGGCGCUUAUCAGGCCGCUGAUUCCUCUGCCGAACGAAGCCCUUCCGAACCUCCAGACCCUCAAGGGAUCCAAAUCGAGCCUGUUCAUGGGCUCCACUCUAUUCGGCUUCGACCACUUGGCUUCCGGAGACAAGGACAAGGAGGACAAGGGUGGCAAGGACAAAGAGAAAACGCCGACCGAGGAGACUGGUCGCAAGUUACCCAUCAUCAAUCCUCUGGUGCGACUGCCCAACUGGCCAAACCUUUCCAAUGGCGGUGGCUUUAUUUCCAAAUGUCUUUUGGCGAAUGCCGAUACCCUCUGCGCCGCCGUCAGUCCUCUAAUGGAUCCGGAUGAGACCCUCUUGGCCGGCUACCACGAGAAGUGUGUGAUGAACAACUACUUUGGCAUCGGCAUCGAUGCCAAGAUCUCGCUGGACUUCCACAACAAGCGGGAGGAGCACCCGGAAAAAUGUCGCUCCCGGGCCCGCAAUUACAUGUGGUACGGGGUACUGGGAUCCAAGCAGCUCCUGCAAAAGACCUGCAAGAAUCUGGAGCAGAGGGUACAGCUGGAGUGCGAUGGUCAGAGAAUUCCGCUGCCGGAGCUGCAGGGAAUCGUGAUCCUGAAUAUACCUAGCUUCAUGGGCGGCACUAAUUUCUGGGGCAGUAGCAAGAAGGAUGACAUAUUCCUGCCGCCCAGUUUUGACGAUCGCGUCCUCGAAGUGGUGGCUGUCUUCGGAUCCGUCCAGAUGGCGGCCUCGCGGCUGAUCAAUCUUCAACACCAUCGGAUCGCGCAGUGCCAGAGCGUCCAGAUCAACAUCCUGGGCGACGAGGAGAUACCCAUCCAAGUGGACGGCGAGGCUUGGUUGCAGCCACCCGGAAUGAUCCGCAUUCUGCACAAGAACCGAGUGCAGAUGUUGUGCCGGAACAGGAGCCUGGAGCUUUCGCUGAAGAGCUGGCAGGAGAAGCAGCGCCAGCACAGCAUCUCCAUCCAAAGGGAUGCAUCCUCAACAGCUUCGGAGCAUGCCAUCUCCACGGACGAGGUGAUCUCCGAACGCGAGUGCUACGUACUCCUCAACUUCAUCGAGGCAGUUAGCUCGCUGGUCAAGUGGGUCAAGUUCCUGAUCAUCUCGCAUCCGGCCUUGCAACACGAUCUCUACGAGGUGGCCUGCCGGGCCAGUGAGGCCCUGGAGUCCAUCCAUCCGCAGGGCAAGCUGCUCGAAGGUCCUUCGCUGCGUACCAAGUUGGUGGAGGUCAUCGACUCAUCCCGACAGCUGUAUGACGAUGCUUGCACCCUGCUGCGUGAUCGCGGUCACAGCUUGAUUCUCCGCGAGGAUCUGGAGACGAAGCUCAGCGCGGCGUUGGCCAACAUGGAGAUGGAACUGAAGAAGUGCUCCGUGCAAAAGUGCAUCGACGGCAAGCUGAGGGCCUACUUCAAUGUUUUGGCGCCCAACGAGGAGCCCGAUGGCCGCCGGAAGUCCCGACCCUUUUGGGUGAGAUUGCGAUCCGGAUCGACCGCUGGCCAGCAGGCGUUCAAGCCACCUUUGACCAACACCCGCGAGGCGGCCAACAACUGGAGCGUGAACGAAGUGGUCACCUGGCUGGAGACGAUGCAGCUGUCCGAGUACGUGGACAGCUUCCUGAAGAACGACAUUCGGGGCAAGGAACUGCUCACCCUGGGAAGGCGCGAUCUCAAGGAUCUGGGCGUGGUCAAGGUUGGCCACGUCAAGCGUAUACUGCAGGCCAUCAAGGAUCUCAGUGAGAACUAGGCUUUCCGUUGGGCUCCCCUUACCGGCUAGUACAAAAAGUUAGUCUUCGAAUCGCGCUCUUAGAGAUGAAGGGGGAUAUAUUGAGUUGUAAGCGAUCACUGGGAAUGUAAACUUGUUAUAGGAAAAAUGCAUACAACAAUCACUAAUUUAUAGGCUAGCUUAGCUAACUUCAGAAAAAAGGGGGAACGCGUUCAGCGAAUCAGCGAAUAAUUCUUCGAAUGCAAUCAGUUGAUGAAAGUGAAGGGGACACGAACGAUACUCUUACAUGUUUAAGCCCAACUGACUUACUCUUCGACGGAUUAUCUCGAUGUACAACUUUUAAUUGGCCGGGAAUUGUAUAUUUUUUCAGCUCCUAGCCAUGUAAAAUCGAGAUAAAAACGAAAAGCACCCAAAAUUGACUUUUGUUUUUUCGUAUACGUAUGUCAAAUUGGCAGUUGAACGAACGAAUUGGCAGUUAAACGAAUUUAAACGUAGUGGCACAAGCGAAAACUUAACAAAGCCGAUAACUGCAGUUAGAUGUUAAGUGUUUACCCUUCAACUUACGCUUAUAUUAAAGUAAUUCAAGAUCCCGUUCCCAAAUGAAUCCAAAUAAAAAUCCAAAAUAAUAAAUAACUAACCCCAUGAAAUCGAUUCUAAAUUUAUAAGCAAUUUAAAUUUUACAAAAACUAAACAAAAAACUUCAGUCCCACACCAAUCUAAACAUUAUAUAAAAUAUACCUAUACAUAUACCUUAAAAUGAUAUUCGGAACUAUAUUUAAAUGUUUCCCCCACUAUUGUUAAAUCGAAAUGAUGCUAAUGUUAAUGCAAAGUCGGGAGCCAACUCUCGUAACUGCAGCAAAGAAAAGUCUGUUAAACGUGUCAUUUUUGUGGUAACCAAAAGCAACUCUAACUUGUUUAUUUAAAUGAAUUUAGUUGUUAAGUCCGUGACGUUUUUUCAAGAAAAGUUUAGGUUAGAACCUUGGGGUCUCGGUGCCGGUUGCCGGACCCCGAACAAUUUAUUUGGUACUAUAUACACGCAUAUGGUUAGCUAGCAUUGGAACACAGAAUUCCGGUGUUCGGAACCUUUUUGGUAAUCCUUUUAAUUGUUUACAUUUAAGCGAAUCCAAGUGGAAACCAGCCCCUUUUACACAAAAAGUUAAAGUGUUGGGAACGAAAUUGUGCUAAAUUUUUUAUAAACGUCAACUUUAGAUUUGUUUACUUAUGUUACUCUCUAUCUAUCUACCUAAAUAGGAACAUAUAAAAUAUAGCUGCAUAUGAGUAGGUUUAGCAAUCCACAGUCUGAUUUGUUCUGGCCCAUCUUCAAAUGUUUGCUCAAGUUGCCUCCAGUUGAGUGAGUUUUUGAAAUGGCACUGCGGUAGGCGAGCUUAGUCUAUAACAAAUCUCUUGAGCGACGUCUAAAAAUUAUAUUUUUUGAUAUAUAAGUAUAAAUGAGCCCAGACCAACUCGAUUGAUUUGUUGUGAUCCUACCACGAACCUAUUUUCCCAGCACCAGUAGCAAUCCUAUCAUUUCUGAAUAUUUUGACACAUAUUUGAGAAACUAUUUACGCUUAUGAGUAACCUAGAUAAAACAAAAAAUAAAGCAUAUUAAUAAAUGGAGUGGAAUCCUUUUUCAUAAUAAAAAGAAACAUCAAUACAAUGUUAAAAAUUGAGGACACAUUUUUUCGAAAAUUUUUCGACACAUGUAUUUUCGAGCAAACUUUAAUGUAAUUAAAACCAAAAUUAAACAAAAUCAUAAGACAAUUGUAUAUUUAAUGGAAAAAUCUGAUCGGCAUUUCGCACUCCCACAGAAAGUUUAAAUUUCUUCGUUUUUUCCAUAUGCCACCUCUAAUCACCCUUCAUUGACUUUAUGUUAUUUUUUAAAAAACUGUGAUAACAGCUUUCUAUAUUCCUGUAAUAAAAAACUACAAAGAGCAGCAAAAUGAAGAUAAUGCAAUGAAUUAAGUGCAAUGGAAAAUCAACUGUAAAGUCUUAUAAAUAGUUCGUCUACAAUCAGCAAAUAGGUAAAGCCUAUGAAAACCAUUUACCAGCAAUAAACGUUUUACAAUAUAUCUCAACAAUGUACUUUCAACUACUACCUACUUCCCAAGCCCUAGAAACUAGUAGCAAAUGUAAAACCUGAAUGUGCAGAACUAUCUCUUGAUGAAAACAACAAAAUCGAUAAUACAGUUAAGUGAAAAGCAAACCAUAAAUCAACAAUAUUUCCUAUUAAGCAUAAUACAUUAAUUAUAAAAGAAAACAUUUUCUUUAAGAAAAACCUAAUAACAGCAAUAAUAAAAGCAAAACAA
Molecule: messenger RNA, 8905 nt
Organism: Drosophila biarmipes
Lineage: Eukaryota; Metazoa; Arthropoda; Insecta; Diptera; Drosophilidae
Product: diacylglycerol kinase eta
Exons: 13
Coding region: 813-6620 (1935 amino acids)
Biological process (GO): intracellular signal transduction; diacylglycerol metabolic process; lipid phosphorylation
Molecular function (GO): ATP-dependent diacylglycerol kinase activity; protein binding
Source: RefSeq, a predicted model, not a curated record